Messenger RNA from Rangifer tarandus platyrhynchus (Svalbard reindeer), 5154 nucleotides. NCBI's taxonomy places the organism in Eukaryota, Metazoa, Chordata, Mammalia, Artiodactyla, Cervidae. The record is from the annotation of a GenBank genome assembly.
AUGCCUCAAAUCCAUUUGAUACCUCGAGAGACACGCAGAGUUCACUGCUUCAAAAGGCCCAAGACGUAUGCCAACUUUCCAGAAACACAGAAAGAGGAGGCUUCUUUCAACAAUAGGCCCAAGACGUAUGCCAACUUUCCAGAAACACCGAAAGAGGAGGCUUCUUUCAACAAUAGGCCCAAGACGUAUGCCAACUUGCCAGAAACACCGAAAGAGGAGGCUUCUCUCAGUGAUAAGCCCAAGACGUAUGCCAACUUUCCAGAAACACAGAAAGAGGAGGCUUCUUUCAACAAUAGGCCCAAGACGUAUGCCAACUUUCCAGAAACACCGAAAGAGGAGGCUUCUUUCAACAAUAGGCCCAAGACGUAUGCCAACUUGCCAGAAACACCGAAAGAGGAGGCUUCUCUCAGUGAUAAGCCCAAGAUGUAUGCCAACUUUCCAGAAACACCGAAAGAGGAGGCUUCUUUCAACAAUAGGCCCAAGACGUAUGCCAACUUGCCAGAAACACCGAAAGAGGAGGCUUCUCUCAGUGAUAAGCCCAAGAUGUAUGCCAACUUUCCAGAAACACCGAAAGAGGAGGCUUCUUUCAACAAUAGGCUCAAGACGUAUGCCAACUUUCCAGAAACACCGAAAGAGGAGGCUUCUCUCAGCAAUAGGCUCAAGACGUAUGCCAACUUUCCAGAAACACCGAAAGAGGAGGCUUCUCUCAGCGAUAGGCUCAAGACGUAUGCCAACUUUCCAGAAACACCGAAAGAGGAGGCUUCUCUCAGCGAUAGGCUCAAGACGUAUGCCAACUUUCCAGAAACACCGAAAGAGGAGGCUUCUCUCAGCAAUAGGCUCAAGACGUAUGCCAACUUUCCAGAAACACCGAAAGAGGAGGCUUCUCUCAGCAAUAGGCUCAAGACGUAUGCCAACUUUCCAGAAACACCGAAAGAGGAGGCUUCUCUCAGCAAUAGGCUCAAGACGUAUGCCAACUUUCCAGAAACACCGAAAGAGGAGGCUUCUCUCAGCGAUAGGCCCAAGACGUAUUCCAACUUUCGAGAAGCACCUCAAGAGGAGGCUUCUCUCAGCAACUGGCUCAAGACGUAUGCCAACUUUCCAGAAACACCGAAAGAGGAGGCUUCUCUCAGCAAUAGGCUCAAGACGUAUGCCAACUUUCCAGAAACACCGAAAGAGGAGGCUUCUCUCAGCAAUAGGCUCAAGACGUAUGCCAACUUUCCAGAAACACCGAAAGAGGAGGCUUCUCUCAGCGAUAGGCUCAAGACGUAUGCCAACUUUCCAGAAACACCGAAAGAGGAGGCUUCUCUCAGCGAUAGGCUCAAGACGUAUGCCAACUUUCCAGAAACACCGAAAGAGGAGGCUUCUCUCAGCGAUAGGCUCAAGACGUAUGCCAACUUUCCAGAAACACCGAAAGAGGAGGCUUCUCUCAGCAAUAGGCUCAAGACGUAUGCCAACUUGCCAGAAACACCGAAAGAGGAGGCUUCUCUCAGCGAUAGGCUCAAGACGUAUGCCAACUUUCCAGAAACACCGAAAGAGGAGGCUUCUCUCAGCAAUAGGCUCAAGACGUAUGCCAACUUUCCAGAAACACCGAAAGAGGAGGCUUCUCUCAGCGAUAGGCUCAAGACGUAUGCCAACUUUCCAGAAACACCGAAAGAGGAGGCUUCUCUCAGCAAUAGGCUCAAGACGUAUGCCAACUUUCCAGAAACACCGAAAGAGGAGGCUUCUCUCAGCGAUAGGCUCAAGACGUAUGCCAACUUUCCAGAAACACCGAAAGAGGAGGCUUCUCUCAGCAAUAGGCUCAAGACGUAUGCCAACUUUCCAGAAACACCGAAAGAGGAGGCUUCUCUCAGCAAUAGGCUCAAGACGUAUGUCAACUUUCCAGAAACACCGAGAGAGGAGGCUUCUCUUAGCAAUAGGCUCAAGACGUAUGCCAACUUUCCAGAAACACCGAAAGAGGAGGCUUCUCUCAGCAAUAGGCUCAAGACGUAUGCCAACUUUCCAGAAACACCGAAAGAGGAGGCUUCUCUCAGCAAUAGGCUCAAGACGUAUGCCAACUUUCCAGAAACACCGAAAGAGGAGGCUUCUCUCAGCAAUAGGCUCAAGACGUAUGCCAACUUUCCAGAAACACCGAAAGAGGAGGCUUCUCUUAGCAAUAGGCUCAAGACGUAUGCCAACUUUCCAGAAACACCGAAAGAGGAGGCUUCUCUUAGCAAUAGGCUCAAGACAUAUGCCAACUUUCCAGAAACACCGAAAGAGGAGGCUUCUCUCAGCAAUAGGCUCAAGACGUAUGCCAACUUUCCAGAAACACCGAAAGAGGAGGCUUCUCUUAGCAAUAGGCUCAAGACGUAUGCCAACUUUCCAGAAACACCGAAAGAGGAGGCUUCUCUUAGCAAUAGGCUCAAGACGUAUGCCAACUUUCCAGAAACACCGAAAGAGGAGGCUUCUCUCAGCAAUAGGCUCAAGACGUAUGCCAACUUUCCAGAAACACCGAAAGAGGAGGCUUCUCUCAGCAAUAGGCUCAAGACGUAUGCCAACUUUCCAGAAACACCGAAAGAGGAGGCUUCUCUUAGCAAUAGACUCAACACUUAUGCCAACUUUCCAGAAACACCGAAAGAGGAGGCUUCUCUAAGCAAUAGGCUCAAGACGUAUGCCAACUUUCCAGAAACACCGAAAGAGGAGGCUUCUCUCAGCAAUAGGCUCAAGACGUAUGCCAACUUUCCAGAAACACCGAAAGAGGAGGCUUCUCUCAGCAAUAGGCUCAAGACGUAUGCCAACUUUCCAGAAACACCGAAAGAGGAGGCUUCUCUCAGCAAUAGGCUCAAGACGUAUGCCAACUUUCCAGAAACACCGAAAGAGGAGGCUUCUCUUAGCAAUAGGCUCAAAACUUAUGCCAACUUUCCAGAGACACCGAGAGAGGAGGCUUCUCUUAGCAAUAGGCUCAAGACGUAUGCCAACUUUCCAGAAACACCGAAAGAGGAGGCUUCUCUUAGCAAUAGGCUCAAGACGUAUGCCAACUUUCCAGAAACACCGAAAGAGGAGGCUUCUCUCAGCAAUAGGCUCAAGACGUAUGCCAACUUUCCAGAAACACCGAAAGAGGAGGCUUCUCUCAGCAAUAGGCUCAAGACGUAUGCCAACUUUCCAGAGACACCGAGAGAGGAGGCUUCUCUUAGCAAUAGGCUCAAAACUUAUGCCAACUUUCCAGAGACACCGAGAGAGGAGGCUUCUCUUAGCAAUAGGCUCAAGACGUAUGCCAACUUUCCAGAAACACCGAAAGAGGAGGCUUCUCUCAGCAAUAGGCUCAAGACGUAUGCCAACUUUCCAGAAACACCGAAAGAGGAGGCUUCUCUCAGCAAUAGGCUCAAGACGUAUGCCAACUUUCCAGAAACACCGAAAGAGGAGGCUUCUCUCAGCAAUAGGCUCAAGACGUAUGCCAACUUUCCAGAAACACCGAAAGAGGAGGCUUCUCUCAGCAAUAGGCUCAAGACGUAUGCCAACUUUCCAGAAACACCGAAAGAGGAGGCUUCUCUCAGCAAUAGGUUCAAGACGUAUGCCAACUUUCCAGAAACACCGAAAGAGGAGGCUUCUCUCAGCAAUAGGUUCAAGACGUAUGCCAACUUUCCAGAAACACCGAAAGAGGAGGCUUCUCUCAGCAAUAGGCUCAAGACGUAUGCCAACUUUCCAGAAACACCGAAAGAGGAGGCUUCUCUCAGCAAUAGGCUCAAGACGUAUGCCAACUUUCCAGAAACACCGAAAGAGGAGGCUUCUCUCAGCAAUAGGCUCAAGACGUAUGCCAACUUUCCAGAAACACCGAAAGAGGAGGCUUCUCUCAGCAAUAGGCUCAAGACGUAUGCCAACUUUCCAGAAACACCGAAAGAGGAGGCUUCUCUCAGCAAUAGGCUCAAGACGUAUGCCAACUUUCCAGAAACACCGAAAGAGGAGGCUUCUCUCAGCAAUAGGCUCAAGACGUAUGCCAACUUUCCAGAAACACCGAAAGAGGAGGCUUCUCUCAGCAAUAGGCUCAAGACGUAUGCCAACUUUCCAGAAACACCGAAAGAGGAGGCUUCUCUCAGCAAUAGGCUCAAGACGUAUGCCAACUUUCCAGAAACACCGAAAGAGGAGGCUUCUCUCAGCGAUAGGCUCAAGACGUAUGCCAACUUUCCAGAAACACCGAAAGAGGAGGCUUCUCUCAGCAAUAGGCUCAAGACGUAUGCCAACUUUCCAGAAACACCGAAAGAGGAGGCUUCUCUCAGCGAUAGGCCCAGGACGUAUGCCAACUUUCCAGAAGCACCUCAGGAGGACGCUUCUCUCAACAAUAGGCAGAAGACGUAUGCCAACUUGCCAGAAACACCGAAAGAGAAGGCUUCUCUCAGCGAUAAGCUCAAGACGUAUGUCAACUUUCCAGAAACACCGAAAGAGGAGGCUUCUCUCAGCGAUAGGCUCAACACUUAUGCCAACGUUCCAGAACCACCGAAAGAGGAGGCUUCUCUCAGCAAUAGGCUCAAGACGUAUGCCAGCUUUCCAGAAACACCGAAAGAGGAGGCUUCUCUCAGCGAUAGGCCCAAGACGAAUGCCAACUUUCCAGAAACACCGAAAGAGGAGGCUUCUCUCAACAAUAGGCCCAAGAAGUAUGCCUACUUUCCAGAAGCACCUCAGGAGGAGGCUUCUCUCAACAAUUGGCCCAAGACGUAUGCCAACUUUCCAGAAGCACCUCAGGAGGAGGCUUCUCUCAACAAUAGGCCCAAGACGUAUGCCAACUUUCCAGAAGCACCUCAGGAGGAGGCUUCUCUCAACAAUAGGCCCAAGACGUAUGCCAACUUUCCAGAAGCACCUCAGGAGGAGGCUUCUCUCAACAAUAGGCCCAAGACGUAUGCCAACUUUCCAGAAGCACCUCAGGAGGAGGCUUCUCUCAACAAUAGGCUCAAGACGUAUGCCAACUUUCCAGAAACACCGAAAGAGGAGGCUUCUCUCAGUGAUAGGCCCAAGACGUAUGCCAACUUUCCAGAAGCACCUCAGGAGGAGGCUUCUCUCAACAAUAGACUCAACACUUAUGCCAACUUUCAAGAAACACCGAAAGAGGAGGCUUCCUCCGCAAUUGGUAUGUGGGAGGUCCCCGAGCUUGGUGCCUCAAGUGGAAUAAACAGCGAGAAGCCCUAA